Colletotrichum abscissum is the source of this 726-nucleotide messenger RNA. RefSeq lists its product as uncharacterized. NCBI's taxonomy places the organism in Eukaryota, Fungi, Ascomycota, Sordariomycetes, Glomerellales, Glomerellaceae. The transcript has 2 exons. The record is from RefSeq and is a predicted model, not a curated record. The annotation marks the transcript as partial.
UUCUCUGCUUCCCUCUUUCGCUCUCCUUCGACCCUCCCACCCGAUUUCGAUUUCGAUUUCGAUUCCCGAUUGCCUGCCCUCCACCCAUUGACUGGCACUGCCAAACCGCAAUUGAGCAUCUCGAAUUCUUCGUCAGGAUAUCCGUACAGACCAAGAAAAAAACAUCAAGCAACCACAGAGUCCCCCGACACACACAACUUGACAUCCCCGCCCCUCUUUCUCGUCCCUCCCUCGACGCUCGACCUGCAGUCUGGCCCUGAGAGCAGUGGCCCACCCCCAGCAAGUCCCGUCAAUUCGCUGCGUCGCAUCCGUGAGAGGAAAAAUAAGGCGCCGCAAAACCAGACCAGCGUCAUACGACUUCGACCCUCUCGCUUGUUUUCCCUCUGGGUCUCUCCGUUCUGCCUCCCGGCUGACACCACUCCUCCAUCCCCAUCUGUCCAUCGCCUUCUGCCGACAGUCGUACGACCAGACAUUCUUCCCGCUCAGCACCACGCCGCUGAUUGCCGUCAAUUGCUCUCGCAUUCCCGAUACCUCACUCCCUCACCCAAAAGACACGACCAAUCUCUGGCCCCUGCGGCCUCGUCCACCGCUCCCGUCGCUGCUCGCCGGCCACUCACAUCGAGUCCCGCUCUAGAUUCCGGGACCUGGCCCCCAUUCCCAGCGCCGAGCGCACCCAAAGAAUCCCAGGCCCGUCCCGACUUCGAUGAAUUGAGCAUCAGCCCAUAA